AUGAAUGAAACAUUGACAAAUCAAAUAAAUGAAGCAAUACAAAAUCAAAUGGAUAAAGCAUUAGAAGAUCCACUAGAUAAAAUUAAUAACGCAAGAGACGUUAAAUUCGCAGUAGGCAUGCCACCAGUUUUACAUAAAACUAGUUCCAUGAAAUAUGAUAAUUACACUGCGAUAUCUGAAAAGUCUUUAGUACCUGAUAAAAUGCGAGGACGAG
This is a messenger RNA of Dentiscutata erythropus, 214 nucleotides long. NCBI's taxonomy places the organism in Eukaryota, Fungi, Glomeromycota, Glomeromycetes, Diversisporales, Gigasporaceae. The record is from the annotation of a GenBank genome assembly.